This is a messenger RNA of Paramecium tetraurelia, 786 nucleotides long. RefSeq lists its product as uncharacterized. The record is from RefSeq and is a predicted model, not a curated record. The transcript is spliced from 2 exons. Lineage: Eukaryota; Ciliophora; Oligohymenophorea; Peniculida; Parameciidae.
AUGUCUAGUAAACAUGUGACUAAUAAUAUUAAAUCAAAAGAACACAGUGUUUUUCAAAGUGGACUAUUGUUAUUAGUAUUUGGAAAUAUGAACCUACACAUAUUAUAUUUUAUCCCCAGUACAAUGAUUUCUUUAAUACUUUUCUUUAUUAAUUUGAAAUGGUUUAAAUUUUAUCUAUGCAAAUAAUUUAUCGUCGUUAUAGAUUUAUAAAUAAUGAAUCUAUCUACUUUCCAUAUAUAGAUUGUUGUUAUUCAUUUAUCCUUUCUUUUGAUAAUUAUAUUAUUGCUUUACACAAUCAUAUUUAUUAAAUGCAGUGUAAUUUUCAUCUUAUUUAUAUAAUUAUUCUAAUUGUUAUUGAAUUAUUUCAAAUUCACUUAGUUAUAUCAUUGUUUUAAGUAUUAAUUAUUGAUUAUAGAUCUAUUCUAGAACAGUUAUUGGUAUUUAAAAGGAUCAAAAAUAGUUUUUAGAUAUUUGUAUUUAUUUUAUUAGGAUAUUUGUUAUAAAUAUUUUGAAAUGGGAUGUUUUUAGUCUAGAAAUGAAAAAUUGAUUGAAGAACAAAAAGAACAAGCAGCGAUGAAUGAAUAGGAUAAAAAUAAUAAUUUAGAUUUAGUGAGUUGUUCAUGUUCAGAGAGUGCCAUUAGUUAAAACAAAUCUACUAAGAAGGUUUCAAUAGAAGAAUGCCGUAAUUCUUUUAAUAAAAGUAUUGAUUUGAUGGAAGAGGUGAAUAAGAAAUUGGAAGCAUUUUCAGGAAAUGAUUCAGAUUUAUCAGAUAGCGAAUUAAAUUGA